This is a messenger RNA of Tetrahymena thermophila SB210, 525 nucleotides long. RefSeq lists its product as hypothetical. The record is from RefSeq and is a predicted model, not a curated record. NCBI's taxonomy places the organism in Eukaryota, Ciliophora, Oligohymenophorea, Hymenostomatida, Tetrahymenidae. The transcript has 2 exons.
AUGGAUAAAAUUAAGAGCGAGCAUUUAAGCUCCCAGAAUAGCACUCCUAAUAAAAAAACUCCUAUGAAAUCUUAAAAUGAAAAUGAUGACUAGCAAGGAAAUUAGCAAAAUUAUUAGCAGUAAUAGCAGCCCAAAUAACGUAGAAGCCGCAGCGAUAAUCAUAAUAGGGAAUUUUUGUGUGGAUGUGGAAAAUCGUAUUUGAGCGGUGCUGCCCUUUAUACACAUGUUAAGCAAAAGCAUGGAGGUAUCGCUUAAAAUGGUUCUUAGUAGCCCUCAGCUUCUGCAGGUAAUGCAAAAGGCAAGUCUAAGAAAAACGAAUAAUCUAAUAAUGAAAAGAGUACAUAAAAAUAAGAAGAUAAGCAAAAGUCUGAUUAGAAACUAGAUGCUAGCACUGUAUAUGAUGAUAUCCUCUCGUUCUUUUCAUAAAAAUUUGAAAAUAACUCUAUUUAGGUAAUGAAAACAUUUUUAAAUUAAGUUUAAAUUAUUUAACCAACCAUUAAAAUGAGAGAAAGAGUAAUAGAAUGA